Messenger RNA from Archocentrus centrarchus (flier cichlid), 876 nucleotides. Its product is annotated as transcription factor BTF3. The transcript has 6 exons. Lineage: Eukaryota; Metazoa; Chordata; Actinopteri; Cichliformes; Cichlidae. The record is from RefSeq and is a predicted model, not a curated record. The coding region runs from base 83 to 568 and encodes 161 amino acids.
AUCAAAUGGCGUAACUUCCGGUUUUCGCUCCUUUCUCCCGUCCCUUAUCAACGGUGUGACCCGCGUGUUUACACAGUCCCAGAUGAAGGAGUCGAUAAUGAACCAGGAGAAGCUUGCCAAACUGCAGGCUCAGGUCCGCAUAGGCGGCAAGGGGUCAGCUCGCAGAAAGAAGAAGGUGGUGCACAGAACAGCUACAGCAGAUGAUAAGAAGCUGCAGUUUUCCCUGAAGAAACUGGGAGUCAACAAUAUCUCUGGCAUUGAAGAGGUGAAUAUGUUUACAAACCACGGGACAGUGAUCCACUUUAACAACCCAAAGGUUCAGGCCUCCUUGGCUGCCAACACUUUCACAAUCACAGGGCACGCUGAGAACAAACAGCUCACAGAGAUGCUCCCAGGAAUCCUAAACCAGCUGGGAGCCGACAGUCUCACCAGCCUCCGGAGAUUAGCCGAGAAUCUGCCCAAACCAGGAGAGAACAAGGCUCCCAUGGUUGCUGUUGAAGAGGAGGAUGAUGAGGUUCCUGAUCUCGUUGAAAACUUCGACGAGGCUUCAAAGAACGAGGCAAACUAGCAAACACCAGUAAACGUUUCGGAGCACCUUUUGACUCGCCGUGCUUUGGCAUAGAAGCAUUUUGUUCAUCUGUUUAUGCUUUGUGUCCACAGAGUGUUAAAGUUGGUGUAAAACAAGUGAAAUGAGCUCUGUAUGGCAGCUUUCACGCAGCCCUUUGUGCCACAUGCUCUGCAGUACAAGUGAAAUUAUUUAAGUGGAAUGUGCAAACCUUUUUAUUUCUCACGCUGCCUCUCCUGCAUUGUGAUGUCCACACAUCAGAAAUGUAAUGGUGGAAUGAAUCAUGUAAUAAAGAUCACCUUUCCCAUUUA